CCGUGCUCGACUUCUUCUUGCUUCUGCAUAGUUGCUAUUUUUCUCACGCGCGCGGACCCGCAGGAGGAUCCAUCACACCGCGUUCCUCGGCGCAGCCGGAAACAGAGUCCAAGCCACAGCCCUCGCAAGCCCCCCGGCCGAUGUAGCAACAAACACACUUCAACCCGACCAGGCGCCUCUCUCACACAGCAACACCUGGACAGACCGCUCUCGCCAGCUAGGUGGUAGCACCACCACCACCACCACCACCACCACUACUACUACUACUACCACCACCACCACCAUCAAGGAACCACGGAAAGGAAGGGCAGACUACGAUAGCUGUUCUAAGUACGGCUAAGAGACACGAAAAGCGCCCAAAAAGAGAUGAUGCCACACUCCACGCCGGCCUCGGGCGACCAUUCUCGCUCCACGCCCGAGGUCCAGAAAUACCGGCCAAGGGCUUGUCAGUCUUGCGCGCGGUCCAAGAUGCGCUGCGUAUGGCCAUCUGAGCCGGGUGCCACGCCAUGCCAACGAUGCACCAAGAUCAAGGCGCCAUGUACUCUCCCAGAGAUCAAUCCACGAAGGAGGCGAGGGCCAUCUACCCGUGUUGGUCAGCUGGAGGAAAAGAUCGAUGGCAUCAUGUCAUUGCUCAAUGCAAGCCAGCAGAUCCAGCAGAACAGUCCCAGUCCGGGUGACCACAGUCCUCCCAGUAGUAGUGGACCGACUGCUCUAGGUCCAGAGCAGCAGCAGCAGCAACAACAACAACAACAACAUCGCAACAGUAUUCAUCAGCUGCUGAAUCAGGCUACUGACGAUUACAACACAUCAUCUCCUCACAGAGGAGUGGGGGACGAACUCGAUCCCUCCUUGACGCCCUCGUCAUCCAGUCAUCUUCACGUCAACGCCCGUCUUAUCCCUCCAGCGGGUCUGGUCCGUCCAGCCUCCAUCUCCACUGGGCCAGAUCGGAGCACCGGAGUGAACACCCCCAAUCAGUUCAUGGAUCGAGAUGCACGGCAGGCACCAGCGGGUGAGUACGUCGAGAUUGUUAAGGGUCUCCGCCUGUCUUACUUCGAGGCCGAGCGCUCUCUGAACCUAUACCGUACCGUCUACUGCCCAUACUUUCCAUUCGUGCCUAUCCCGGUUGUCUUAACCUCGCGUGAGCUGUACGACCAAUGCCCAUUCCUGUUCCGAACGAUUAUGGCCAUCACCACGCCACACCCUGCAGAUGUACAGGCAGAGUAUCGAGUCUGGUUUCGGGAGUACCUGGCCAUGUCUCUCGUGAUCGAUCUCGGGCUCAACCGAUGGCCGAUGGAUUUUGGCAAGGCCAACUUCAUGAUGCUGAAAGAUGCUAUCGUUUCUACGGGGAUCAAAGGCCCCUGGAAGAAGAAGCACACCGUGGAAGAGAUGAGAGCUGCUCUGGGGACAUUUUAUGUAAUGUCACUAUGCGCAUCACUAUUCCGACGGCAUCACCCCAUGUCGUACAGCUCCUACCUGCAAAAAUGCUGCGAGGUGAUUGCAGAAGCCCAGGAAUAUGAAACGGACAAGUUCCUCGUGGCCCUGAUCAAGAUUCACCAGCUUCUCAACCGUGCAGCCGACAUCAUCCCAUACAACGACGGCGAAUUGACUUCCCAGAUUCCGUACACACCGUCUCAUAUGGCGCUUACAGCGAUUCAGAAAGAGUUGGAGACGGUCAUACGCCAGCAGCCAGCCGAAGUAGAGAUGAAUGCUCUCCUGUGGACACACUACCACACCACCCUCUGUCGCCUCUACGAGCCCGUCAUCUACGUGCGCUCGACUUCUGUCGGCGGCUACGACCCGUCUGACAGCACCUCGCGGACGGCGGCACUAUGGCAGUGCCUCACCUCGGCACGGGACUUCUUCACGGCCUACCUGAGCAUCCCACCACAAAACUUGCCCUGCAUGCCCUUCCGCAACGCACACCUCUCCUUCUGUCUCGUAACCGCGGUCAGGCUGCUGUUUCUAGGCGACGAGAGCAUAGGUGGGGGCGUCGUCGACCACGGCUGGGACGCGGCCCUGGCCAGGCAAGCGAUCGACUUUGAGGGGAUCUGCACCAGGAUGAGCCAGCUCUUCGAGAACGCAGACACCAUCUCCAACGGCCUGGGCAGGCGCACUAUGUUAAUCCACUCCGACAGGAGCCUGCUGAGCAUGUACAGGGACAAGGUCCGCUGGAUGCGCGACUGGUAUGUCGCGCGCGUACGGCCAAAUCAGCAGCAGGAGCAGCAGCGCGGCGGUGGUGGUUCCGCCGCCGCCGCUGGUCCCGGAAUGUACCCCACCACCAAUAGGCUCAACGGGGGAGCAGCAGGUGGCGACAGUAUAGCAAAGGAGCCAGGAGCAGAUAGCUUGGGGUCCGGUGGCGCAGCCAGCACGAUAGCCGGUGGAAACAGCAGCAGCAGCAACAAUAGCAACAUCCCACUCCAUGGCCAGGCGAUGGAUGUCGACUAUUCUGUUACUGGUGGUGGUGGCACGUUCUCUGGUGACCUGGACGAUAAUUUCUGGCAGGUCAUGUUUGACUGGAACUGGGGUGCGCCGGUGGAUCUGAUGCAAGUUCCAGGUUGAGCGAGUUCCGGGACGUCACGAGGCUGGUUCGACUCCUGCCUGUCAGUUGUCAGCAUUUGGGGGCUGAUGGGUGGGACGGCAGAUCAUGGGUGUGUGGCGCCGUUCGCGGAUUAUUUUCCGA
Cryphonectria parasitica EP155 is the source of this 2680-nucleotide messenger RNA. RefSeq lists its product as uncharacterized. The record is from RefSeq and is a predicted model, not a curated record. The transcript has 6 exons. Gene Ontology annotation, biological process: regulation of DNA-templated transcription. Gene Ontology annotation, cellular component: nucleus. Lineage: Eukaryota; Fungi; Ascomycota; Sordariomycetes; Diaporthales; Cryphonectriaceae. The coding region runs from base 367 to 2559 and encodes 730 amino acids. Gene Ontology annotation, molecular function: transcription cis-regulatory region binding; zinc ion binding; DNA-binding transcription factor activity, RNA polymerase II-specific.